AUGCUGACCGUGAAAGAAAACGAAAAAGCGUAUCAAGAGCUUUUCGAAGCUUUCGGCGUCUUCGAGACCAUCGAAAAGGAUCUGAUCAAGAAGCGGCCGCGGCACCACCACCACCACCGCCACACGCCGCCGGAAGGGUCGAUCUCGCGUUCCUUUUUGAUUCAAGCGCUCAAGAGCCACGGCGAGCCGUUUUCCGAAGAAGAGCUCAGCCACUUCGUCAAGACGAUGGACAUUUCCGGCUCCGACGAAGCGCACUUUCACUACGCCUUUUUCGUCGAGUCCAUUACAGGUCGCGCGAUGGCUCUAGAACACGAAGAAGACUCAGAUGACUCGGACUAA
Messenger RNA from Oikopleura dioica, 339 nucleotides. Lineage: Eukaryota; Metazoa; Chordata; Appendicularia; Copelata; Oikopleuridae. The record is from the annotation of a GenBank genome assembly.